Acyrthosiphon pisum (pea aphid) is the source of this 1328-nucleotide messenger RNA. Its product is annotated as mitochondrial 2-oxoglutarate/malate carrier protein-like. Lineage: Eukaryota; Metazoa; Arthropoda; Insecta; Hemiptera; Aphididae. The transcript is spliced from 6 exons. The record is from RefSeq and is a predicted model, not a curated record. Bases 395 to 1309 code for a protein of 304 amino acids.
UUAAUUCAAACAAAGUUUGUUAAAAAUUAAAGUACACAUUAAUAUAUCCACAUAAUAUUUGAAACAGUGUUCAAUUUUAUUGAUGACCGCAUUAUGUAUACAUACUAUACGAUGUACCUAGUUGGUAGUAUCUAAUUAAAUAGGUACUCCACAAAGUACGAUAUACGUGGUUAUUGAAUUUUCGUCGCAAAAAAACUUUAAGCGUUUCAAAAAAUUAUCGAUACCUACUAGCUUAAAUAAUAUUAAUAUUACACGAACGGUGUAGGUACCUUAACUGUUUAUCUGUUGUUAAGCAUAAAAACAAAUUGUUUUAUAUUCUACGUUUUCGCAUAUAAUAUAUUUGCAAAAAUUAGCUAUCGUAAACGGAUAACUACUAAUCCUAUACUCAAUCAAGAUGUCGAACGAACAGAAGAAAAAAGUUCUGCCAUUUUUCGUGAACUUUUCAAUUGCUGGAUUGGCGGGGAUGGGAUCCGCGGUGUUCGUACAUCCAUUGGAGGUGCUGAAAUUUCGUAUGCAACUAAGUGGCGAGAAGGGCACGGCUUCAGAUCACAAAAACUCAUUUCAUGCAAUAAUAAAUAUGGCAAAAAAUGAAAAACUUUCGGGUUUUUAUAAAGGCAUCACCGCAAACUUUAUGAGACAAAUAGUAUUUACGUCAACUCGGGUGGGCUGCUACACAUCGCUCAUAGAUGAAUUGAAAAAGCGAGGGCAGGGCACCGUGAUUAAUAACGCAAUUGCCAGCAUGUCUACCGGAGCGUUAGCAGCGUUCAUUUCCACACCGACCGACAUUGCUGUGGUCCGCAUGACAGCCGACGGACGAUUGCCAGCGGAGAGCCGUCGUAACUACAAAGGCGUGUUCGACGCACUGAUAAAAAUACGAAAGGACGAAGGCAUAACAGGGCUGUGGCGAGGGACGGUAGCGACCAUUCUCAGAGCGAUGACAGCCAAUUUAACGCAGCUGAUGUCGUAUGACGAGGCUAAAGUGUAUAUGAUGGAAAAUUAUAAUAUGGAAAACGGUUUAAAGCUCCACACUGUAUCAAGCAUGAUUUCCGGAAUUGUAUAUUCCGUGUGCUCGAAUCCAAUGGACGUGUUAAAAACUAGAAUACAACAACAGAAAAUCGUAGAUGGAAAAGCGGAAUACUCAGGCAUAAUAGAAGUGGCGACGACUUUGGUGAAGUCCGAGGGAGUUAUGGCUUUGUGGAAAGGCUGGCCUUUUUAUUAUUUACGAGUGGCACCAGGGACUGUCUUGUUAUUUAUUUUCAUGGAGCAACUUAGAAAGGGAUAUGAAGAUAAUUUUAUUAAAGAUCAGUGAUUAACUUAACAAACAUGAA